AAUGCCUGCGUCUUCGCGGAACUCCGUUGUAUUUUACGUGCUCUCUGAUCUCAUCUUUUCGUACCCACUUUCUCCUCUGUGACUAAAGAAAAGAAACUGGCCCACUGGAUGCUGGAAAGACAGUGGGACACCUAAAUAUCUCGGACCGGCGCGGAAAGGAGAGGCCUGACCUUGGAAGCGGACCGGGGUCCUGUGGCAGGUCCUUCCAGGCGGGUGACAUUCAGCCGGCCAGUCGGGGUGACGGGCUCUCCGUCCUAGGACCAUGGCCCAGUUUGUCCGUAACCUCGCGGAGAAGGCCCCGGCGCUGGUCAACGCUGCUGUGACUUACUCGAAGCCUCGAUUGGCCACGUUUUGGUACUAUGCCAAGGUUGAGCUGGUUCCUCCAACCCCUGCUGAGAUCCCUACAGCAAUUCAGAGCUUGAAAAAAAUUAUCAACAGUGCUAAAACUGGUAGCUUCAAACAGCUCACUGUUAAGGAAGCUCUACUGAAUGGUUUGGUGGCCACUGAGGUGUGGAUGUGGUUUUAUGUUGGCGAGAUCAUAGGCAAGCGUGGCAUCAUUGGCUAUGAUGUUUGAAGACCAAUUUUUAACGUGUGAUUAUAUUUGCUUUAUUAUUCAAGUGUUCUUGGACCAUGUGUGAACAGACUGCUAUUUGAAUAAAAUAAGACAAUGUGUCAGAAUCAGUGUUUUCUCUAUCAAACACUACAUGGAAGGUCAUAAUUUGUCUUGAAAUUAAGUCGGGUUGUCUUUUGCUUUAAUGUAUUAAUACAGUUCUAAAUGCAUGCCUUUGCUUAGCCUGCAAUUGGAAAAGAUAUACAUGAGUAUACCAACCUGGUACCUAUAUAAAUGAGGUUAACUUUAUUCUGAAAGCUUGAAAUAAAUUAUAUUUAAGCUUUAUUUCUAGAAAAGCUGGGGGGAAGGCUUUGAGAAAAUGAGAACUUGCUCCAGUAGGAGAAAUAAUAAUACCAUGUGCCAAGCAUGAUACAGUUAAAUCACGUAGCAUUAAGAAUACAAUUUGGGCAGUUUUUCUUUGCAAAAAUCAGAGAAAGAUCCCUUUGACAACACCUUGUCAGCUUGAAUAUAGCCUCCCAAAAGAACAGCAUGAUGAUAAUCUGUGUAUCUUUGUAACAUCUUUAACAUUAGGACAGAGUGAAUGAAAGCAAUAACGUAUUUUUCAUCUGAUUUUGAUAUUUGUUGUAUUAUUAAUCUGUCCAGUUUUUAAGGACCUAUCUUUGCAAAAAUAAAACAUCCUAUAGAUAUUUAACAGGGUUAUGAUUUAGUACUCUCCUUGGGCCUAAAUAGUAUAUUAUGUCCUGAAAUAAAUGUAAGUGAUUGGU
Molecule: messenger RNA, 1335 nt
Organism: Capra hircus (goat)
Lineage: Eukaryota; Metazoa; Chordata; Mammalia; Artiodactyla; Bovidae
Gene: ATP5MG
Product: ATP synthase, H+ transporting, mitochondrial Fo complex subunit G
Exons: 3
Coding region: 263-574 (103 amino acids)
Biological process (GO): proton motive force-driven ATP synthesis
Molecular function (GO): proton transmembrane transporter activity
Source: RefSeq, a predicted model, not a curated record